Sander lucioperca (pikeperch) is the source of this 1309-nucleotide messenger RNA. RefSeq names its product transcription elongation factor A (SII), 2 (gene tcea2). Bases 196 to 1149 code for a protein of 317 amino acids. Gene Ontology annotation, biological process: transcription elongation by RNA polymerase II; DNA-templated transcription. The transcript has 9 exons. Gene Ontology annotation, cellular component: nucleus. NCBI's taxonomy places the organism in Eukaryota, Metazoa, Chordata, Actinopteri, Perciformes, Percidae. The record is from RefSeq and is a predicted model, not a curated record. Gene Ontology annotation, molecular function: nucleic acid binding; zinc ion binding.
CAACUCCCAGCGUCCCACAGUGACACAACAACAAACGAGAGGCAGGCAGCAGCUGGGAGAGACGGAGACAGGGCAGACGGUCUGCGUAAAGAGAAGCAGAAAGAGAAGAGACCGGGCGCGAGAGGUUUUCUUCCAUCCAUGGGGGUUUCCACCGCAGCACAGGCGGACAACUGACGGAGAGAAAUCCGCUCGAACAUGGCUAAAAACCAGGAAGUGGAGCGCAUCGCGAAAAAGCUGGAUAAAAUGGUGCACAAGAAGAACACGGAUGGAGCUCUCGACCUUUUGAGGGAACUAAAGAACAUCAAGAUGUCUCUGGAGACCCUGCAGUCCACCAGAGUUGGGAUGUCGGUGAACGCGGUGAGGAAACACAGUUCAGAGGAAGAAGUUCAGACUCUGGCCAAAGCUCUCAUCAAGUCCUGGAAGAAACUGCUGGACGGUGCAGAGGGGAAGUCUGAGGAGAAGGAGAAGAAGAAGGAAGGCUCUCCUGUGAGGUCAUCGUCCACCUCCAAGGACUCCGGCAGCACUGAGAAAAGCAGCAAGAAGUCCGGGGAGUCGCCCCCCACACCCACCACACCCACCUCCCCCACUACUCCGACCCUUCCCCCGCGGGUCACCUCCUUCCCCCCGGCCCCCGUCACCACCGACAACGUGCGGAACAAGUGUCGAGAGCUUCUGGUUGCAGCGCUGCAGACUGAUGAUGACCACAAGACCAUUGGAGCGGACUGUGAGCACCUUGCGGCACAAAUUGAAGAGGAGAUCUUCCAGGAGUUUAAGUCAACAGAUAUUAAAUAUAAAACUCGUCUACGAAGCCGAAUCUCCAACCUUAAGGAUCAGAAGAAUCCCGACCUGCGGCGUAACGUCCUAUGUGGAAGCAUCUCGGCCCAACGCAUCGCCUCGAUGACCGCCGAGGAGAUGGCGAGCGCAGAGUUGAAGCAGAUGAGAGAGACUCUGACUAAAGAGUCGAUCAGAGAGCAUCAGCUGUCGAAGGUCGGUGGAACUGAGACGGAUAUGUUCAUCUGCAACAAGUGUCACGGAAAGAGCUGCUCAUACACACAGGUGCAGAUCCGCAGCGCUGAUGAGCCUAUGACCACCUUUGUGUUGUGUAACAGCUGCGGCAACCGAUGGAAGGUAAAGAAACAAUACAUCUAAUAAACAGAAGUACGAAAUAGUAAUUACAAACGGCUAAAUGUUUGAUUCAAGGCUAAACAUAUAGACAAAAAUAUUAAAGAAUAUGUGAGCAAAAAAACAAAUGCAUAUAGUGAAGUACACAGAUGCUCUGGGUGUAUAUUCUCACAUGAAUGAAUAUGCA